GAAGCAUCACCUUUACAUCACCUUUACACUGCUUUGUUUAAUCUCCUGCUAUAAAUACCAUUUCGUAUACUCUCCUAUUUCCCACCAAGAGCUUAGCUUAAAAGUUACGAACAGUUUUAGAACUCUUAUCCAAAGCGUAAAACCCUUUAUUUCUCUAUAAACAUCAAAUUCUUGUCUUGUAUUUGGAUUGUCAAGGAAAGCAAAAAUAUGGCAAGCACGGCUGGAAAGGUCAUACGUUGCAAAGCUGCUGUGGCUUGGGAGGCUGGGAAACCACUGGUGAUUGAAGAAGUGGAGGUGGCACCUCCACAGGCUAAUGAAGUUCGUGUGAAGAUCCUCUUCACUUCUUUAUGCCAUACUGAUGUCUACUUCUGGGAAGCUAAGGGACAAAAUCCUUUAUUCCCUAGAAUAUAUGGUCAUGAGGCAGGAGGAAUUGUCGAGAGUGUGGGUGAGUGUGUGACAGAUCUCAAACCAGGAGACCAUGUUCUCCCUGUGUUCACAGGGGAAUGCAAGGAAUGUGCUCACUGUAAAUCAGAAGAGAGCAACAUGUGUAGCCUCCUCAGGAUAAAUACAGAUAGAGGAGUGAUGCUUAAUGAUGGAAAAUCAAGAUUCUCUAUAAAUGGCAAGCCCAUUUAUCACUUCGUUGGGACCUCAACCUUUAGUGAGUAUACUGUGAUUCACGUUGGCUGUCUUGCCAAGAUCAACCCCUUGGCUCCUCUUGACAAAGUCUGUGUUCUCAGUUGUGGAAUCUCCACAGGUUUUGGUGCUACCGUCAACGUUGCAAAGCCUCCAAAGGGCUCAUCCGUGGCUGUGUUUGGACUGGGAGCUGUAGGCCUUGCUGCUGCUGAAGGGGCUAGAAGUGCUGGGGCUUCAAGGAUAAUUGGUGUUGAUUUGAACUCGGCAAGAUUCGAGGAAGCAAAGAAGUUUGGGGUGAAUGAGUUUGUGAACCCAAAGGACCAUAAGAAGCCAGUUCAAGAGGUGAUUGCUGAGAUGACUGAUGGAGGAGUAGACAGAAGUGUUGAAUGUACAGGAAACAUUGAUGCCAUGAUCUCUGCAUUUGAAUGUGUCCAUGAUGGUUGGGGUGUUGCAGUCCUCGUGGGAGUGCCCCAUAAAGAUGCUGUCUUCAAGACUCACCCUAUGAAUGUUCUAAACGAAAGGACUCUCAAGGGUACCUUCUUCGGAAACUACAAGCCUCGCUCUGACCUCCCUUCAGUUGUGGAGAAAUAUAUGAACAAAGAACUUGAAUUGGAAAAGUUCAUAACCCAUUCAAUACCAUUUUCUGAGAUCAACAAGGCCUUUGACUACAUGCUUAAAGGGGAAAGCCUUCGAUGCAUUAUCCGAAUGGAGGAAUAGAAUUGCUGAAGUUUGUGGUGAAGCAAUAAAUGAUGCAGUUUUUCUUAUGAGUGAAAUACCUUGUGAAUAUGGCUUUAUAUUUGUACCUUAUCAGUUUUACAGUGUUCUGUUUUCAUCAA
Hevea brasiliensis (rubber tree) is the source of this 1469-nucleotide messenger RNA. Its product is annotated as alcohol dehydrogenase 1. Gene Ontology annotation, cellular component: cytosol. The record is from RefSeq and is a predicted model, not a curated record. Gene Ontology annotation, molecular function: S-(hydroxymethyl)glutathione dehydrogenase [NAD(P)+] activity; zinc ion binding. The transcript has 10 exons. NCBI's taxonomy places the organism in Eukaryota, Viridiplantae, Streptophyta, Magnoliopsida, Malpighiales, Euphorbiaceae. Gene Ontology annotation, biological process: formaldehyde catabolic process. Bases 208 to 1350 code for a protein of 380 amino acids.